AUGGUCUUCAGGCGGAAGGGGCAGACACGUCAUUAUUGGACUGUAGAGAAGCUCAACACUCUCCACGACAUGCGCAGUCGAAGUCUAAGUUAUAGCGAGAUCCAAGCGAAGAUGCCCCGGCGAACGAUUAGCUCUUUGGCGUCCAGGUGGUUGAAGAUCGCAAGCAGAAAGGGACUGAUGAUUGAGGAUCGUAACAAUGAAUUCCGCCAACCUAAGUACGGCACGAAAGAUUACCGGGGAGCUUCAUUCCUACUACCAACAGUACCAGCCAUCAAGAUGGACACCAACGCCAAACAAGCCGUGAUUGAGACAGUCUACAAACUAGCCUACGCCCUGGAUGCCCUAGACGAAGCAACACUCUCCCAAACCUUUACCAACUCCUUCCACCUCGACAUCUCAGCCCUCCUCGGUGUUCCAGCUAAGGACAUCACCGGCACCGAGUACUACCAGCUCGCCCGCAAGAACCUAGGCGGCUUCGAUGCAACACAGCAUCUUCUCAGCAAUCCUCUCGUCACUUUCUCCAGUCCACAGGAGGCACAUGUCAAGGUUUAUAUCUCGGCCUUCCAUGGGAUCGUGACUGAGGGGAAGACGGAGGGUGCGACGGCGAGGGUGUUUUGGUUGAUUGAUCUUGUGAGCAAGGAUGGGGAGGAGUGGAGGAUCAAGGGUAUUAAGGUUCAGCUUGUGGCUCCUAUGGAUCAUUUAGAGGUCUUCAAGAUUGGGCAUGAGCGUGGGGUGGCUGGACAGUUGCGGAAGGGUAUUUGA
Recurvomyces mirabilis is the source of this 762-nucleotide messenger RNA. RefSeq lists its product as uncharacterized. The coding region runs from base 1 to 762 and encodes 253 amino acids. The record is from RefSeq and is a predicted model, not a curated record. The transcript has 2 exons. Lineage: Eukaryota; Fungi; Ascomycota; Dothideomycetes; Mycosphaerellales; Teratosphaeriaceae.